GAUACGAUUGAUACGGACGACGAAAUGGAUAUGGCUGACGAAACGGAUACGUUUGACGAAUCAGAAGAAUUAGAUGAGAAAUUAGAAAUAAGUAAUAAAUUUUGGGAAGCAGAUGACAUGAUUCAACAACAACCAAUAAAAACACAAAAAAUUUUAGAUAGUAUAUAUACAAGUCAGUUUAUUGACGUUGAUAAAAUUUCUCAACGAUUCAGUGAAGAAGUUAAGUCGGGUAAUGUAGCUG
Dentiscutata erythropus is the source of this 241-nucleotide messenger RNA. The record is from the annotation of a GenBank genome assembly. Lineage: Eukaryota; Fungi; Glomeromycota; Glomeromycetes; Diversisporales; Gigasporaceae.